Molecule: messenger RNA, 1367 nt
Organism: Panicum virgatum (switchgrass)
Lineage: Eukaryota; Viridiplantae; Streptophyta; Magnoliopsida; Poales; Poaceae
Product: glycine-rich protein 5-like
Exons: 1
Coding region: 367-1080 (237 amino acids)
Source: RefSeq, a predicted model, not a curated record
GCAAGCUUUCCCUUUCAUGCAAUUCCAGUGCGGUCACGGAGGAGAUAAGCCUGAAAGCUCCCUUUGCGAGAGAUCUUCAGUGUUUACGCCGGCCGGCUCAAAGCACAGAAAGCACGCACGAUCGCGGCAAAGCGGAUGCCAAAAGCAGAGGCAGAUCGCUCCUGAAUGGGCCGGUGGUGCGCGAUCUCGUGCACAGAUUUUUUUUUUCUCCUCUUCCCCUCUCCCCAUCCCAGCGCUAUAAAUUAGCCGCGGGGCAUCCAUUCCUCGGCAACAAAGCAGAAGCCGACUGCUUGGAGCUUUCGAGCAACACCGCAACGAGGCCAAGAAACAAAGAGGAAGCGCGCGAGAGGCCGGGAGCGGCGAGCGAUGGGGAGAAGCCGUGAGCAAUGGCGGGGGCGGGCGCUGGUGCUUGCUCUUGCCCUCCUCGUGUUCGCGUUCGCGUUCGCGCUCGUGCCGUGCGCGGGCGCCGUCGACGGGGAGAAGCAGGGCGGCGGCACGGCGGAGGCGGACCCCGCGACGGCGCACACAGGGCCGCCGCUGCCGCCCGGGUGGACCGGGGACUCUGGGUCCGGCCACGGGUCCAGCCCUGGCGGCGGUUCUUGGGAGUACGGCUGGGGCUGGGCAGCUGGGCCUGACGGGAAGGCUGGCGGGUUCGGGUUUGGUUAUGGAGGCAGCGGCGGCGAAGGCAGCGGCGGAGGUGGAGGUGGUGGAGGCGGUGGUGGAGCAGGAAGUGGAAAGGCGUUUGGUUUCGGCAUUGGCGGGUACAAAGACCACCAUGGCGGCUUUGGAGGUGGUGGCGGCGGUUCUGGAGGCUACAGGGGUGGCUUCGGCGGUGGCGACGCUGGUGGCUUCGGUGGCGGCGAGGGCGGCCAGCAUGGAGAAGCUGGCAACGGCGGAGGAGGAUAUGGCGGCCACGCUGGCGGUUUCGACGGCGGCGGCGCUGGUGGAUACGGCAGCUCUGGUGCCGGAGACGGAGAUGGGGCUGGAUACGAGGGACCCUUCCGCGGCGGAGGCUGGAGCAAGCGCGGCCACUUCCGCGGCGGAAGGUCAGCGCAGAACGACGGUGGCGGCAACAACUGAAGCCGCCCGUCCUUGUCUCCAACCACAGGAAGAUAACCAGCGAUGACAGAAAAUAUGUUUGGUCUUGCAAUCGCAGAAAUAUGUAGCUAUGUGCCAUGUAGUAUAGUGCCUCCUAUGGUGUCCUCAACCGUGCUUCUCGUCACAACUCAUAUGCGUCCUUAUGCAAAGAGUUGAAUACGAGGUGUAAGCAAUAUAUUAUACGAGCUUCAGUUCAGUAUAUAUAUGAUGCUCCUGUGGGCGAUGCAACUGAUGCUUACAAUAAGCUAGCAGAAGGCAUUACCAAUUUG